Molecule: messenger RNA, 6713 nt
Organism: Oryctolagus cuniculus (rabbit)
Lineage: Eukaryota; Metazoa; Chordata; Mammalia; Lagomorpha; Leporidae
Gene: PRR5L
Product: proline rich 5 like
Biological process (GO): TORC2 signaling
Cellular component (GO): TORC2 complex
Source: RefSeq, a predicted model, not a curated record
CCAAAGCACCUUUGCGGCCAGUGUCCCAGGACAAAUAUAUAAAUUGGCUUCACCUGGGUCAGGUGCCUAUUCUUAUCCCUGAAACGGCUGCCCAACGGCUAUGCUGUCAGUAGGGGCUAGAUUGGGCCAAUCUCCAUUUCAGAGGCAGUGCGCCUGGAAGUUUUAUGGUAGACACUUAGAGUUUCCUCCUGCAUAAGGCAAUGUUUCACUAGAAUGAUUUGUUCUGAUUUCUCCUUACAAAAUUCUGUUUCUUAGUAAGAAAAGGCAAUGUUCAUUCCAUUAGCAGAAUUCUGGUUAAAAUUCGUUUAGUGUUAAGUAUAAUACAUUCUGUUUUUUUAAUACAUGCUAUUAAUAUGUACAUGAAAAUAUUGGCUACCACUCUUUUUAAGAACAGUUUGUGGCCGGCGGCGCGGCUCAAUAGGCUAAUUCUCCACCUGCGGCGCCGGCACACCGGGUUCUAGUCCUAGUCGGGGCGCCGGAUUCUGUCCUGGUUGCCCCUCUUCCAGGCCAGCUCUCUGCUGUGGCCAGGGAGUGCAGUGGAGGAUGGCCCAAGUCCUUGGGCCCUGCACCCACAUGGGAGACCAGGAGAAGCACCUGGCUCCUGGCUUUGGAUCAGCCAUCAGUGUGGUGCACUGGCUGCAGCGCAGUGGCCAUUGGAGGGUGAACCAACAGCAAAGGAAGACCUUUCUGUCUGUCUCUCUCUCUCACUGUCCACUCUGCCUGUCAAAAAAAAUAAAAAUAAAAAAAGAAAAAAAGAAAAAAGAACAGUUUGCUUAUAAAAUGAGCAACUCUCAGGGUUAGAAAAGACUGUCACCUCUUUAAACUCCCUUCUAGUCCUUGAAUAUCUUCUAGGGCAUCCCCAGCAAGCUGGGAUGCUCAUCCUCCCACAGUGUGAAUACCUCACUUUACCCCCAGGAGCCCACUUCUUCUGGAGGGAACACUUCCAUCCUUGGACAGGCCUGAAGAUUAAUUUUUUUUCUUACUGCAAACAAUACUCUGUCCCCCCAUAGGCAGUCAGUGCCACCUCUGCUAAAUGAAUUCAUUUGUGUUUUACUUAGUGGGUACAUACUAUGUGUCUGACACUGUUUUAGGAACUUGGGUAACAUCAGUGAACAAAACAAAUGAUUGUGCAUUUGUAGGGAUGAUGUUCUAGCCUGGAUGUAGGAGGAAGAAAGAGAGAGAGAGAGAGAGAGAGAGAGAGAGAGAAUUUUUAAAAAAUCAAUCAUGUACUAUGUACCAAGGUGAUAGACAUUAUAGGAAAAAAAUAUAGUUGAAUGAGGGGUUGAAGGAGGACAGAAUUGCGAUUUUAAAUAGAAUAAGGUAGGCCUCAUAGCACACAGAUUGGAAGAUGAGAGGUUAGACUAAAUGCUCCCAAAUCCAUCUCUCUACAGCUCUGUAGUACUGGCUCCUUUUUCAUGUCCCAGGCCUAAGGAUGGUAAUAGCUGGGCAUCUUUGGAAUCUCAGCAGGGAAUCUAGACGCUUUCUCUUUUUGAAUUCAUUAAAUCCUCAUAGCAGCUCUGAGAGCCGCUUGUACCCCCAUCCGCACAGGCGUAAAUGACGCUCAGUGAAGCUAAGUAACCUGGCCAGUGCUGCAUUCUAGGAAGAGGAAGAGGUUGUCUCCGGCUCCUGGCUUUGGUCUUUAAGCUCUGGAGCAGAUGCUUUGGAGACCUCAAGCUUUUCUUCCCCAGGCCCGUGGCCUGUCCCUUUCCUGGUCUGUGAUUCCUGGGACGACAUUUAAAGGCCUUUCCUCUCCUGGGGUUUCUGUUGGGAAUCCUUUCCUUUUAUCUAAUGGCAGGGGACAAGUGAGACACCCGUGGUGCCAUCAACCCCACCUCAGCAACAACAUAAGUUUUGUAAGGUCAUGGUUAUGCUUUGUUUUGACACAUACUUGGUACUUUCAAAAGUUCGUGGAAAGUAGAAUUAAAAGAUAUGUAUAUUUUAGUGCAAAAAAGGAUAAAAUCCAUCCAUAGUUUUUUCAUAAUACUCAUUUCCACAAAUUUUUUGAAGAUCCCUCGUAUGUAUGGAUUUUCAUUUACCAUUUAAUUCCACUUUCCACAUACUUUUCAAGUGCCUUGUACAUAUUUUUCUUCAACAAAUGUCACUGUGGUUUCCAAGCCUAUGUGUGAUAUGUGAUCGGGCAGCCUUUUAAAAUGAUUUCCUGCUCAGCCAUAGGGUGAAAUUAUGCAAGCCAGCGAGUCUUGCAAACAGCUGCAUCAAAUUCUCAACACCUGCCAAAAAAAAAAAAAGUUUUGAAAAUACUUUUACAUUGUUUUUCAUGUUUGGAUUGGUUGGUUUUUUGUGGUUUCAAACUUUGAAGGACCCUCCAAUUCAUUAAAGCUGCAGUCCGAAACAGAAGUUGGGCACUUCAAAGAAUUUUGCAAAUCUGAGGCAGACAUAGAGUUCACUUGAAUUACAUUUCUAUGAACACACUUAAAACACCUUCUGGAAUUGGUCUGGGGAUUGUUUCUUACCAGAAAAAAAGCACACGACCAAGAAACAAACUCCCGGCUCUAGACCUUUACUCUGCCCGGCCCAGCUCCUUUACAGAGAUGCAGAAUCAGCUCUUGGCUUCUUGGCAGAGUUUCCCAUCUUGGGGGUCAGAUCUCCUCUCUGGUGAGACAAACGCAGCACCAAGCUCUCUUGACCUGCUGCAUCCUCCCCGACUUUUUAAGUCAAAGAGCUAGGAUUUCCUCAAAUUGUUGCCCUCGAUGUUAAGUGCAGAGGCCCUCUCCCCCUCGCCCCAGCUGCAGGGGCGGAGGAGAAUGGGAUGAAAGAUGGUGAGGACCCUUGGGGAGAAACUACAGCUAAGUGCACGGGACAGGAAAGGCGGGAGGGGGCGGGGAGGAGGCCGCGAGUCGAGAGAGAGAGGAGGGAAACGUGUCACCAGCCGGCCUCUAGGAGCUCCGCGCCCGUCGCGUCUGCAGGCUCUCGCCGGAAAGGCACUGAGGCUGGACCGGACCCCGUGGCAGGCAGAGCUGGGAGAAGGGGGCGGGGGAGAGCGCAGUGGCCACAGCCCCUCCUGGAGGUCGCUCGUUUCUCUGUGGUCAGAAAACUUUCUCAGUAAGACUGGAAACUUUUUCCCGGGCGCGCGGAGUGUGGGACGGAGGCGAGCGCCCGGUGUGCAUGCCACGGGGUGACUCACGCCGGAGACCCCACCGGGGUGUUGGCUAAAUUCGAGGUUUUAAGAAAGCCUGAGAGCCAGGAAGCAUCCCCAGGAGAAGCCCUUCCUGUGGGCCGCUGGAACCUUCUGGUCCUAGAGGUGAAACUGAAACCUGCCCUGGACCUAUGACCCGUGGCUUUGCUCCCAGCCUGCCUGUCGAGUUCCACAAGAUGGGCUCCUUCCGCAGGCCCAGACCACGUUUCAUGAGCUCUCCGGUGCUCAGCGACCUGCCGCGAUUCCAGGCCGCCCGUCAGGCUCUACAGCUGAGCUCCAACUCAGCCUGGAACAGUGUCCAGACUGCUGUGAUCAACGUUUUCAAAGGGGGUGGCUUGCAAAGCAAUGAGCUGUAUACACUGAAUGAAAACAUCAGGCGGCUACUGAGGAGUGAACUUGGAUCCUUCAUUACAGACUACUUCCAGAACCAGCUUCUCGCAAAAGGCCUGUUCUUUGUGGAGGAGAAGAUCAAGAUGUGUGAAGGUGAAAAUCGCAUUGAGGUUCUGGCUGAAGUCUGGGACCACUUCUUCACUGAGACUCUCCCCACCCUGCAGGCCAUAUUUUAUCCAGUUCAGGGUCAGGAGCUGACCAUCCGCCAGAUCUCCCUACUGGGCUUCCGAGACCUGGUUCUGUUGAAGGUGAAGCUGGGUGACCUGCUGCUACUGGCCCAGUCCAAGCUGCCCUCGUCCAUUGUCCAGAUGUUGCUCGUCCUGCAGAGUGUUCACGAGCCCACGGGCCCCAGCGAGGGUUACUUGCAGCUGGAGGAGCUGGUGAAGCAGGUGGUUUCUCCCUUUCUCGGCAUCAGCGGGGACCGGGGCUUCUCAGGCCCCGCACACACGCUGGCCAGGCGGCACUCCCGGGUCCGGCCCAAGGUGACUCUCCUGAACUAUGGCUCCCCGAUGACCACAGCCAGCCGGCCCCUGAAUGAGAUGGCCCUGACUCCACUGACGGAGCAGGAAGGCGAGGCCUACUUGGAGAAGUGUGGCAGUGUCCGGCGGCACACAGUGGCCAAUGCCCACUCGGACAUCCAGCUGCUGGCCAUGGCAACCAUGAUGCACUCGGGCUUAGGGGAGGAGGCUGGCAGUGAGGACAAGUGCCUGCUCCUGCCACCCAGCUUCCCCCCGCCACACCGGCAGUGCUCCAGUGAGCCCAACAUCACUGACAGCCCCGAUGGCCUGGAGGAGGUGGCAGGAGACAGCCAGGAGGACUCGGAGCUGAAUUGUGCAUCUCUCAGCUAAGCCACCACUGCCAAGACUUCCAGCUGCUGCUUUGCAACCUGGAUGAGGACCAUCCCAUGGGCCACCAGGGGGUUCUACUGUGGGCCAGGCCUGGUCUAAAUGCCCUAGGGGGAGUCCCUUGAUACAGACCUCUUCAGGAUGGGCACUGUGACCAGCUCUUGAUAGCCACACAGACCCAACUGCCUGCUGUUCACUUCCAGACCUCGGGCCUGGCCCCCCAGACUCACAGCCUCAUCUCUGGGCCUUUUGGAUCUCGAGCUACCUGAGGUGCCCAAGCAUACAUCCCAGUGCUCCUAGCAUCGCUGUGGACCCCACGCCAAACCCUCAGGAAUGUGCUGCCCUUUGUAGCUCCCCCUAGGCUCCCUGUGAUGCAGAAGCUUAGGGGCGCAGAGGUGGUAGAGCGGCACCUGCACCCCCUCCCGUAUGUGGCAUAGAGGAAGCCCUGCCACGUGCCUUCCUUGCUGUAGCUUCUCAGAGUUCCUGGGAAAGUGCUGCCCCGCCGGUGCCCGGGAGUCUGUCCUCACCUGCAUCCAGAUCCUGUGUGCUGCUCACACAAAGGCCUUGGCUUCCGUCCCAGGAGGCCCCCAGGAGGCAGCAGUCCUGUCUUUCAUGAAGCCUCAGCAUUUUCCUCUUGGGCUUCCUCCCAAGCCCCAGGAAUUCACCUCUGCGGGAGGAGCUGCUGCCUUCACCCCUCUCUCAUUUCAGAAACGGAUCAAUUUCCCGUCGUGGGUGUUAAGGGUCUGGGCACCAACGCAAGAGUCUGUAUACCUGGAUUUGACUUGAAUUUUUAAAAUGUAUAUUGUUUCACAAAAUCCUUUGCAAGUAUUUGCACGUAGGAUCUUGCACUGUUCCUUUCCAAGGGCCGGGGGUUGGGGUGUUUCCUUCAAACCAAGCAACAAGCAGUCCCGAUGGGAAAGGAGACUGGAAGUGAUUCAGGACAAAAUGAUCUGUGGUGGGCAGGGCUCCUAUGCCACUGAGCUCUGGGAGCAGCAGGACUCGAAUCCAGAAUGGCCUGUGUUUGUGAGUGUUGUGGUUUCCAGGAAAAGCUGCACCGGGAAGGGAGACUCAAUUUGCCUGAAGAGCAGAGAACCACGGCCGAUGGAAUGUGCCCGUGCUUCAGUUAGGGCAUGUGGGCAGGACUUUCUGGAGGAAUGAUUAUUCCCUGUGAUGAAAGACAUGUCUGGAAUUUCAAACAUGUGAGGGCUCAAGAUGCUAUUUGGGGCAGCAGGCCUUGGUCCUGUGCUAUGUCCUCAACCUUGCUGCCUCUUGGUCUGUGGGUGUUUUAUUCACCUUGGAUUCCUGUCCUCUUGUUUGUAGUUGUUGGCCUCCCUCACACACCCCCGCCACCCUCAACACACAAAGAGGGAAGGCUCCUCCUGGCCCUUUGAAAAGUUUGGUGGUGAAGUCUCCAGGUGAGAGCCCGCGACUUCUGGCAUGGCAGGAAGAGGCUCAGGUGAAGCUGUCCACGGAGGAAGCCCCCUAGGCUCAUCUAAACUCCGAUGGCAUUUCCCUGCUGGGUAAAGAUCUGAAAUAAAUCCAGCAUGGUGCUCUGGAUGGCUGUGACUUGGACAUUUUGCUUCAAAAUUGUUUUAUUUUCAUCGUUUUAAGGGAAUGAGAGAAGAAAAAAAUCCAAAGGAGAUCAAAUUAGAAAUUUGAAUGGAAAAAUAAUAUCUGUGUAUUUGUCAAAUAAAAUCUACAAAUUGACUAAUGUGCAUUAGCAAGUGGAAAUUCAGUAGGUAAUGGCAUGAUUUAUUUAACUGAUGGCUUCUGUCCUUGCAAGUACACUCAGCAUGCACUUGAAUCUAGUAUUUAUUGAUCUAGGCAGAGUAAUCGAUCAUGCUUGGGUUUGCUUUUUUAGUUUACAAGGUUAAUGAUAUAUAGGUUUUAAAUGCCUUUUCCACAUCUGAGGAAGAGAGCAGUCAUCAGUUUAGUAUAUGAGCUCUCGGGCUGAGAACAGGAGUGUCAGUACAGGCUCAGGGUACUCAGCUGCUAGUGAGUGUUAGCAGUGGAUGACUUUCCCUUUGUGCACAGGUGGUAUUCAGUACAUAUUUCUGAUCGUACACAUAGAGCUUCUGUGGGUGUUUCUAGGUGUGUUAGCCAUCCAAUGUAUUGCAGAGAUCGCUGUAGUGGUUUUAACCAGUUUUUCUGCCCUUUAUGAGAUGAAGAUUCAUGGUCAUCAUUUAUGCUCUAUUUUCCUGUGUCUGAGAUUUAAUGACAGGAAGCCAUUGCAACUCUCAACUCUGAAUGAGCUCCCAAACAAAAAAUCUUUCAUGUUGUCUGUUUGCAAGAUGGAUUUAAUAAACAUCAUUUUGUACAUGUUA